Molecule: messenger RNA, 1308 nt
Organism: Leishmania mexicana MHOM/GT/2001/U1103
Lineage: Eukaryota; Euglenozoa; Kinetoplastea; Trypanosomatida; Trypanosomatidae
Exons: 1
Coding region: 1-1308 (435 amino acids)
Source: RefSeq, a predicted model, not a curated record
AUGCUGCGUCGUGUGCCCCUGCGCCUUGCACGCCGCAAGCACGGGCAGGCGGCGUGGUCGCCGAACAGCACGAGCAGCGGCGCUGCGCCGACGAACGGGAUCACCGCGCAGGAGGCGCUGCAGAUCGCGUACCGGCCGAUGCCGCCGGCGAACACGGUGGAGUACGAGGAGGACUUCGGGCCGAACAUGAUGAUCCACCGCGAAUUUGUGUCGUCGAGGCACCGCACGCGCAUGGCGUCGGACAUCUCUGCGCUGGCGUACAGCGACGUGGAGCUUGCGCGGGCGCGUCAGCAGCUCGCGGGCGUGAUGAACCGCGAGCGGCGCGGCGCGCUUGUCGGGAGUGGCGGCGAGGCUGGCGACCGCGUGCUGUUCAACUCGGACGUGGACGAGACGACGCGGGAGGUGAAGAGCGCGCGGUUCCUGUUCAACGAGCAGCGCAUGCGGUUCUGCGACCGCUUCCAGACGUUCUUCCGCGAGCGCAUGGUGCGGCGGGCUGCUGGCGGCGCCGGCGCCGGCGCGGACGAUCACCCCUACUUCUCGCUGAUGGAGGCGUGCGCGGUGCUGCACGGGUGCGAUACGGCCGACGCGCGCGAGGUGUACUACCGCCGCUUCCUGGGGCUGGACCUGGACACGCUGGAGGCGGAGGAGGCUGCCGUGCGCGCGCGCGCAGCGGAUGCGGCGGAGGUGGGCGCGCGGCUGACGCGGGAGGAGGCUGGUGCUGGAGGUGGCGCUCUCGUGGCUGCUGCAGCUGGCGGUGCCGGCGGCGCGAGGAGCGCGACGGACGCGGUGCAGGACAUCAUCGACGCGCUUCCGCCGCUGUUUCCGCGGCCCGCGGCUGCGGAGGUAGGGGAGGCCGGCGAGGCGGUUGCCGAUGCGCCGCCAGCGCAUGCCCGGGCCGAGGCCGCCGGGGAGCUGCCUCCUGCGACGGCGGCGGCACCCGCGCACCUUGCCGAGGACGCCGCGCCGCUGUACAAGGCGUACCUUGCGCAUGCGCGCGGCGAGAGCCCCGUGGGCUCGUACGACGUGACGACGCUGGGUGCGCACGCGGCGCACGCGGAGCGGCGGCGGUGGCGCUCGCUGAUGGACAAGAUCGCUGCGGAGGACUACCACGAGCUGACUGCUGCCGAGCUGGAGGACGCGCACGUGCUGAACGGGCAGCUGCACACGGUGAAGUUCUUCGACCUGAAGGUCGGGGACACGGUGCGCGAGAUCGUGCAGUUGCUGGAGCGGGAGACGGGGUCGAGCGCGUCCGGCGACCGUGACGUGCCUGUGGAGAUGUCGCCGACGCACCCCGAGCGGCGCGUGUGA